Piliocolobus tephrosceles (Ugandan red Colobus) is the source of this 906-nucleotide messenger RNA. RefSeq names its product putative protein disulfide-isomerase C1F5.02. The record is from RefSeq and is a predicted model, not a curated record. Lineage: Eukaryota; Metazoa; Chordata; Mammalia; Primates; Cercopithecidae. The transcript is spliced from 9 exons. The annotation marks the transcript as partial. Gene Ontology annotation, cellular component: endoplasmic reticulum.
AUUUGAACAAUCAAGUUUUUAUAAAAAGAAUAAAAAAAAAUGCGAUGUCCCUUAUAAUUAUAUAAUGAUAACUAAAAAACUCUUAACUACUUUUAUUAUUUUUUUUGUUUUGUUGUUUAAAACAAGAUCCCAAUACAAUUACCCUCAAAAUGAAAUUUUACAAAUUCAUUCACAGAAUAUUCAAGCUGUGUUAGGGUUAAAUGAGUUCUUAUUAAUUAAAUUUUAUGCACCACAAUGUGAACACUGUAAGCGCAUAUGGAACAAAAUAAUGCAUUUAAAAUAUGAAAUACAAAAUGAUAAUAAAAAGAAAGUAUAUUUUGGUGAAGUAAAUUGUGCUGAUACAAAUGGACGAAGUAUUUGUGAAGAAUACUCGGUUGUAAAAAUACCACAAUUAAAAAUGUUUAAAGGAAACAAAUUAUUAGGAACGUAUUCAAAUGAUAUAAUGAAUGAAAGUCUUAUAAAAAAAUGGAUAUAUUAUGUUACAAUUCCUAUAUUUCAUGGAGUGCAUUCAGAAGAAGAAUUAAAUGAAUUUAAAACUGGAGAUAAUUUUUUUCUCACUUGUCUAGAACACCCAAAUGAUGUUUUAAUAAAAGUGGCUAAAUUGUAUUAUGAUGAGUGUUAUUUUAUUAACAUUCAAAAUCAGGAACUGUGUGAUAAGUUAAAUAUUAAAAACAACCAGUUGCAAGUUAAAGGGAAAUAUGAGCAUUCAUUUUAUAACCUUGAUGAACUAGAUUUUGAAAAAGUUAAAUCUUUUGUAAAUAAAAAUAGGUUUCCUAUAGUAAGUGAGGUCAACCAUUAUAAUUUUUUUAGUUUAAGGAGUAGUGGUAACAACUUGGUAUUAUUAUUACUUGAUACGAAAAAUGAAUUCGAUAAAUAUAUUUCAAAAUUUACUGAACAUGCUAAAAG